This is a messenger RNA of Brettanomyces nanus, 1770 nucleotides long. RefSeq lists its product as uncharacterized. Gene Ontology annotation, molecular function: protein binding. The record is from RefSeq and is a predicted model, not a curated record. Lineage: Eukaryota; Fungi; Ascomycota; Pichiomycetes; Pichiales; Pichiaceae. The transcript has a single exon. Bases 1 to 1770 code for a protein of 589 amino acids.
AUGGAUGAUUCCCAACUAGUGUACUUGAUCAUAUUCAGUACGCUGAUUACGCUACUGUUGGUGACGUCAUUUUGCUUCUUAGUAUACGCAGUGUUUUUUAGAGACUCUUUGAUGUCUUCUUAUGAGGACGAGUCUGUUUGCAUUCCCGACUCUUUACAGAUUGCUAAUACCAACUAUGAUCGUCCUGAUCUUUACGAUUCUCUUUCGACAAUUGAAAAGAUUCGAUUCAAGUUGGCACGCAAGUUCUACGAGUACAAUAAACCUGUACUUAACUAUGUGAGUUUUCUUUCCUACGAUGAGAUUGAUGCUACGUAUUUGUUGAUCAGAGAUAGGGGAAUCCGAUCCUUCUACUUUGAAACUUUUCACGAUCAACUUACUGAUUUAAUACAGGAUGUUGAGGAUGAGGAGAGGGAGAUAGAGGAAACUGAUGUCAAUGUUGCUACUGCAGACGAUAGCCAUGCUUCCACUACUACUGUAACAGAAUGCAGUCCUCUACUUGCACCACAAGCUCCUGGUACCUCUCUCAAACAAUCAUAUACGUCUGUUAACCAGAAAACAAAACCUCUUAAUUAUCGCCAGCUACAGUUCAGCAAGACGCCAUUUAUAGUGCAGGAACUCACAGAGGUUACUUUCCUUACGUCUCGAAUGUCCUCUACCAUUAUGAACAUUCCUUUGCCUUACAAAAACCGGAAAAAUGAUACCAUCUAUUUUGAGACGAAACUAUAUGAUUUCAAUCCGAAAACUACUAUAGCCAUUGGUUUGGUCACGAAGCCAUAUCCGAACUUUCAACUUCCUGGCAUGUCAGCUUACUCUGUGGCCGUGCAAAGUGAUGGAACCGUUCGGAGGAACAACAUGCCAUAUUUGGAUGAUGGAGAUCUUCCCGUGAUUAUGCCGCAACUGUUGGAGGGUGAUGUGAUUGGCAUAGGUUAUCGGUCUAUCACAGGUGCUGUGUUCAUUACACACAACGGUAAAAGCAUUCUUGAGAUUGUGAAGCGUCUCAAAGUGGAGUUGUAUCCGUGUAUUGGAUCAGUUGGGGGUGCCUGCAAGGUGACUGUUAACUUGGGUCAGUUGGGAUUUGUAUUUAUUGAAGCUAAUGUGAAGAAGUUGGGAUUUUGUGAAAACCAGAAUGAGGGUACCAUUGGUGCUCCGCCAAGCUAUUCAAAUAUGCUGCUUUCGAAAGAUCCACUAUUAGAUAAAGGAGAAGAGCUACCACCUGAAUAUCCGGAAGAGGAGCAGACAUUCUUUGGACCUAAACCGAUUUUAAAGAAGAGUGAAAGAGUAGGAAGUUCAAAGAUGGAAGAGUGUGAAAAGGCUGCUACAAGGGUAGAUGCAACAAAUUCGCUGGAAGGUUCUGGAGAGUCUAAGAGAGGGCAAUCGCGGUCGAAAUCAAACACUCCAGAAUCGGAUCCACCUUCUUACCGUUUGAAAGAGAAGGAGGAAUCAAUGCAAGAUAUGCCUACCGAGACCCGAAGCUCGCCGAUGGACUCUGCAGAGUAUGAGAGGAAAGUGAACAGUUUUCGACCCUCUCCAGGUGCUGGAGGAAUUCCCGGUGAUAGCGCAACACAAGCGAAAUCUAGCGGAAGAGGAAGAGCUACAAUGGGGACAGUGAUUACUGGUGAUGAAGCCGCAAAUGUCAGUUCAAGCUCGAAAUCCAUUUCACCUGAAUGUGCAGAAUCGCCUUCAGGUGCGCACGUAAAGCAAGUUCACAAGAAGAAAAAGCACAGACAGAGAAAGAGAAAGAGAAAGAACACAGCAACAUUUCAGUUAUGA